Molecule: messenger RNA, 942 nt
Organism: Helicoverpa zea (corn earworm)
Lineage: Eukaryota; Metazoa; Arthropoda; Insecta; Lepidoptera; Noctuidae
Product: pupal cuticle protein 36a-like
Exons: 4
Coding region: 1-918 (305 amino acids)
Cellular component (GO): chitin-based extracellular matrix
Molecular function (GO): structural constituent of chitin-based larval cuticle
Source: RefSeq, a predicted model, not a curated record
AUGGUCACCGUACAAAAGAAGCUCGCAAUGGAAUUUUUCAUCGUGUUAGCCGCCGUCGCAUUGGCCCAGGCCGCCAAAUUGGACAAGACCUACCUCCCACCCAACGCCCAAUCUUCAGCUGGAUCUGCCUUCCUCGAAACUCCUCGUCUGUCCAACGGAUUCCAAGACCAAACUGGUGCCUUCUCCAAUGGAUUCUCCAACACUGAUGCUUACUCCCAGAAUGGUGCUAACUCCCAGAAUGAUGCCUACUCCCAGAACGGUGCUUACUCAGGCUUCGAAACUCGUCCCGAGCGCGCUCAGGCUGCCUUCGAGAGGAACGCUGCUAUCCUGCGUCAGGACAACUCCAAUGAUGGAGAGACUUACGCGUACGCUUAUGAAACUGAGAACGGCAUCUCCGCCGAGGAGAACGGAGUGGCGACCAAUGGAGUCCAGGCUCAGGGCGGUUACUCCUACACUGGUGACGACGGCCAGGUCUACUCUGUGAGGUACACCGCUGACGAGAACGGAUUCCAGCCCCAGGGUGACCACCUCCCCACUCCCCCUCCCAUCCCUGAAGAGAUCCUGAAGGCUCUUGAACAGAACGCUCGUGAUGAGGCUGCCGGUAUCUACGAUGACGGUUCUUACAGCGAAGGCAAAUACGAGGGCACCAACCAACAACAGUACUACAACAAUGACGCUCAAGCUAUCAACUACAACAACGCUCCGUCCAACAACUACAAUGAUGCUCAGUCCAACAACUACAACAAUGCUGAUGCCGUCGUCACCAACAACGCUUUCCUCGGCAACGACGCUACUGGAAGCGGCAGCUCCGUCGCCGGCGUGCAGAAAGCGUACCUCCCUCCCUUCGCUCAGCGCAACAACCAGAGGAGCGGAGCGAGGCAAUCCUCCUUCAACGCGAGAGACGGAUACCGUUACUAGAGACUGUAGAAUUAUGAUUGUUAA